Molecule: messenger RNA, 8044 nt
Organism: Amoebophrya sp. A120
Lineage: Eukaryota; Dinophyceae; Syndiniales; Amoebophryaceae
Source: the annotation of a GenBank genome assembly
UGCAGACAUCACAUCACGAUGUAAAACUUCAUGUCGUGUAGGGGACGACCAUUGAUUCUUGUCGUGCUUGUAGUCCUACGGUCAACAUCAAACUCGCUGGAUGCAUCAACGAGAUAUUUAUAACGGAUGAGAUGGCAACAAGGUCUCCUUACCGGUCAUUCGUCGCCGGACGCCCACCAAUUUGAUGUGCACCCUCAGCGUUGGCCAGCGCAGUGAAGAAGGGACCACCGGACGCCUGAAAUAGACGCGUGAGAACGCGAGGGCAGCUCCUGUGUUCUUGCACCGGGCCUGAGGCCAAGAACCAGGCGUCCCGCGCAGUGGUGGAGAAAAGUUUUCAGCAUCAAAGAGGAGCAGCAGGCGGAUCUUCAUCUUCUCAACAAAAAAGAAAACAACCGUGCCGCCUGUCUCACCUGGUUUUUUACCUCAUACGCGCGAGGUCCGGUUGCUUCGCGGCAAAAAAACCAGAUAUACUUAUAAAGCAACCACGAGCUGUUACGGAGACUUCUGCGAGGACCAGAACACUGACAUCUCGUGAAUCUAUCUGAAAAAAAUCGAUCAGGAUGAUCGACAUCGCGAUGGACGAGGAGCGGCUCUGGUCCGCGAAGAUUUUGGGGACGUCCACCCGGGACAAGCCCCAGGCGCAGCAAGCAACGUAUUCCGACGACGUACCGACGUUGCGGGAAGAGAACCGCGAGUUGAAACGGUUGCUGCGCGACCUGGUCCACUUCGACAUCAGCCGGGGAAUCGUCCCGGCGGCCGGCACGGCGAAAGCGGUGAACGGUCCAGACGUGAAGGUGGACAAGUCGAACAUAAGUAAAGACGUGAAAAACAACGGCUUCUACGAGUUACCCCUGCCCAUACAGGCGGAGUUCAUGCUGCUCGACAUGCAAAAGAGGUUCAACGAGGCGUCCACCUACGUGCGAAAGAAUUGCGUGAUCAUGGAGCCAACCUCAACAUCCGCUGGUGGCGGCGCUGCGGGAGCGGAAAAGGAAAAGAAGUCGACGACAAAUCAAACGGUUGAUGUGGUGAAGAAGGUGAUAAGCACAGCGCCGGAGGGGGUCGGGAUCUACCGGAAGUUUCAGUACGACGCUCUGGACUUGACAAGAUUCGACUGGACCAAGACAAAGAUGGAGAAGAAAAAACAAAUCGAGUCGCUCGAUGGUACAACUCUGUUGCAGUACUAGACGAUAAUUUUAUUUUAUGUACUGUGUGGCUUAUUUGUCAUCGUCAUGCAAGCUUAUUAACGCAUUGUAGCUGUAGUUAUGCUUAUGGUAUCGCAAAUUACCAAACAACUUCAGAUGUCCUCGGGCAACUCUCAACGGAUUUGAAGGAUCACGCAGAAACGAAUUCCGAACUAACGAGGGUGAGAAGGUCGAUCAAUCGGAAGAUUUCAAAGCAGCAGAAGGAGGGGUUGCAGUGGAAAAACACCAAGGAGGAAAUGAACAAACAUUUAUCCAUAUUAGAACACUGCUACGAGUACAUUUCCAAUCCGAGUUACAACUUCAUCCGCGAGGGAUCGUCGGAGGCCUACGUUCCGCAAAUCAUUCGGGGGAUGAAAACCACAAUAUCGGAAUUAAUGCGACAAAACCGAGAGCUGGAGCUGAAAUUAGCCUUUGCGGACCGACAGAAGAAAAAACACGUCACGAAAAUAAAAUGUAACUACACUGAAGAUAGGUUUUUAUUUGGAUUUUUUUUCGAUGUGUCUAGUACUGAUUCUGAUAAUAGUACCUGCUUCUCUGGGCGUGGUACGAACUGUUGUCAGCUGAAUCUUCCAUCAUUCUAUGAUACGUGAGCCCCUGCUGCUCCUGCACUUCUACCAAAAAAGAGCGAAAAUAACCUACUUUUCAGCUCUAUACGAGGACGUUGUCCGAGGCUCGAGUUCCUCCAUCGACCCCGAUCGAGAGCAACAGCUCCAGCAAUCCUCGGUUCUAGCGCAGCAAGAAGACAACUUGUCAACAAGUGCCGGGGGUGGCUCGACAUCGAGCAGCAGUUCUUCUUCCAGCACCUCCGACGGGCCUACUGGGUCAACGAGUAGCAAAAAAUUCUCCUUCAACCUGGACGAGUGCAUUUGGCCGGGAUCGAGCAGUUGGCGCGGGCCGAACCUGGACAAAUUAGAGCAGUACGUGCCGAUAACGAGACCGAACGCGAGGGGGAAGCCUGUGCAGUUUUUGCACUUCCUGCUCGCUUGCAACGGGCACUUUCCGUUUGAGUACCUGUUCGCCGUCACGAAGGAGGAUUUGAAGAGCUGCAUCAACUUCCUCGGCUGCGAGUACGUAGAGAACGUUCUCAGGACGAAAGGGCUGGAGUGCGCGUACCAGAACUUACAGGUGCAAUACAUAGAAAAUUAGUGGCUCUCAACUGCUGGCUCUUUGUCUUUCGCUGGUUGAUGACAUAAGCAUUUGGUUUUCAACAAUAAAACCAACGCUAACUUCUAUGCAGCCCCCUCCAUGACUACUUCAAAAAGAAAAUCAGGAGUGCCACGGUUUGAGAUCUUCGUCAACAUCACUCGUUAAUCUCAAAAAAUAAACUGUCGUUUAUCUUCUAACUAUUGUUCUCAAGGCUAUUAGACCUCAAUCUGUAUCAUAUUCCAGGAAACGCGCUUCCUCACGGACAUAAACGCCGCAGUCCGGUAUCUCGUCGCCUCCAUAUCGUGCGUCCUCCGCUGUGACCGGGCGAGCUACUGGAUCGUGGAUACAAACCGGGGCUUUGCGUGGACAAAAUCCGCCGGCGGUGCGGGAAUGGACGAGAUCUGCAUUCCCUUGGACGUGGGUCUCAUCGGGGAGGCAAUAGCACAGCAACGAGCCGUCAACGUGGCCGAUGCGUACAUGCAUCCCAAGUUCAAUAAGGCAAUCGACAUGAGGACUGGGUAAUGCUGCUUUUUUUGUAAAGAUUUUUUCUCCUUAUCCUAAGUAAUCCUUCCUCGACGGAAGUAGACCUGCGUCACACUAAGAAUUAUGACUACCAAAAAAUCAUCAGCCAUCUCGCUCCCCCCCAACAAGAUGUAGAUGAGCUGCAGUGAGUCGGUUGAUGCAUUUUAUCAGGUACCGCACCCGGUCCGUGCUGUGCGUGCCGAUCAUCGUGAAGGGGAAAACUGUCGCGGUAAUUCAGGCCAUCAACAAGCUCUCUACGAUGACGGAGAAUUUGAACGGCAACCCGAUCUUCGACGAACGGGACGUGUUUAUGCUACACGUGCUGGGCUACGGAAUGACGGACGUGGUGUUGUCCUGCGAGGAAAUAGAGCUCGACACGCAGAUUAUUGUAAGGAAAGAUCCCCCCUCUCCGUAUCGAAAAGGUAUGUGUCCGAAAAUUUGUGUUGCUGAUUUGAGGCCACGAAUCGUGUCUGUCUUGCAAGAAGACAAGCGCCGAGGCUUCGUGGCCAAUAUGGAAGCGAUUUGGCAUGCUGUUGCGCCUAGGGGACAGCCGUUUGCAGUGCUAAGCAGCUAGACCCGAGCCGAGCGCCCCUACUUAGGCCGAGGAUCUGGCUACGCUGCCUUACUGCAAGACAAAUCGGAUUUGUGUGCGCAAAUCUAGCAUCAGAAGUUUCGUUUUGAUAUGGAGAGGGGCGGGGAUUUUUCCUGUUGAUACAGAUCAACCGAAGGAAGGACCUGCUGAUAGCCGCGACCGGGGACUUGUUUCUGCACUGCCACCAAAAGUCGGACCUGUUACUCAUGCUGAACAAAUACCUCGCGAACCUGUUUCGGGCGAAGCACGCGACCAUCAUACUGCUCUAUUACGACCACAUGGCAAGGUUGGAGAGAGACGAAUCAGUAUGAAACGGAAGCUUCUUGUUUGUGUUUUCCAUCGCGCUAGAAGCGCGCCCAUCUCGGAUGCAGCUUUUUGUCAUGAAAUGCUAUGCAAGAUGCAUAAAAUACAUUCUUAGUCAGCGUUUUUUCCACGAAGUAUGUAGAUGGAAUUUUGUUCCCUUGUGUUGAAUCUAUUUCCUAAAUAAAAUCGCAAAACUGGUGAGCACGACAACAUCCGAAAAUGGGCAGCACUAGCGCUUCCUUUCCGUUGGAUACUGUGGCGACAUGGUGGAGAAAGUGUGCCUGGACAAAACAGCAGGUGAAUAUGCUUGUCCUACGUUUCAAUUUGAGCUAGAAUCUGGUAGAAUUUAGUCGUAAUACCACUGUGAUGCUCGCCGUAAUUGCUCGCGCGUAGCGCUACCUCCGGUAUGACUUACGGAGUGUCCUAGAGUGACGGUGCUUGGGCGCACUUAAAACGCCGGGCUACCUCCCCAGAGCUGAGCAGCAAACGCUUGGCCCAUUCGAUCUGUCAAGAUGGGUGAGGGUUGCAGACAGGAGGAAGUAUGGUGUACUUGUAGCUGUAAAGGAGAAUCCGAUGAACGAAUCUCACCUGAAAGAAGAAGAAAAAUCAGCCGGAUAAAAAUAAAAUUUUGGAAAUUCGCGGAUUUCGAAAUGCGUUAAAAAUAAAAUUUUAAAAUUCCGCGGAUUUCGCGAAUUUUGAAAAUUUUCUGUGAAAUGUGACGAGUCGGUCUUGGGGGAGAAGAUGUAUUGGUGUUUAAGCAUCUUCCAGUAUGAAAUACCAUGAAGAAUUGAGGGUCGACAGGGAAUAAAAAUGAAAUUUUAAAAUUUGUUUGUGAAAUUUUCAGAAAUUACAAGCUGGGAGGCCUGAUUAGACACGAAAUAUAGGCAAAAAAAAAGUGACGACAUGCCUGAAAAGACGCGUCGGCCGCCACAUCGCUUCAGAUCAAACAAAUUUUAACACUCAAUAAAAAUAAAAUUUUCGAUUUUCGCGGUUUUUCCAAGUUUUCAUGGGUUGUGAGCGUGAAAGAGGUAUUGCAGAGCGUCUCCUCCGUCGCUUUCGGUGCUUCUAGCAGCUCGCAGCGAUGUCUUCUUUACCUGUACAAGCUCCACACUAAGUUAAAUUUGAAGACUUUGCAUGUUUUGCCCUUCGAUAAAAAUAAAAUUUCGAAAUUUCGCGGAUCGCUCAGAUUUCUAAGGUUGAUCCAGCGCUUUCCGACCGCCGGGGGUCCAAAAGUCGUCAGGCAUGUGGUAAAGUGGAUGACGGCAUCGGGGGAAGGCGCUGCUAAUUCGCCAAAGUCGCGACUUUGGUCCCGGCCUUCCGCUAGCUCAAAAUCGUAAGGUAUCAAAGUGCAGUAUGACAUGGGGGGAAGCGUGCCUUAAUCAUGGAGUUUGCAACUGUUGUGUCCGGGUGAAACCCGGGCACACAUAGCCCAAAAUCGUGAGGGGGUAAAUGGGGUAUUCCCAUCGGGGAAAGGCGUUGCUAAUCGCCAAAUUUGCGUUUUUUGUCCUGGCCGCGGGUGGUCCAAAAGUCGUGAGGUGGCAAAGUGGAUGACAGCAUCGGGGGAAGGCGUUGCUAAUCGCCAAAUUCGCGACUUUGGUCCUGGCCUAGUGAUGGCUCAAAAUCGUAAGGUAUCAAAGUGCAGCAUGCCAUGGGGGGAAGCGGUUCUUAAUCAUGAAGUUUGCAACUUCUGUGGCCGGGUGACGACACCCGGGCACACAUAGCCCAAAAUCGUGAGGGGGGUAAAUGGGGUAUACCCAUUGGGAAAAGGCGUUGCUAAUCGCCAAAUUUGCGUUUUUUGUCCCGGCCGCGGGAGGUCCAAAAAUCGUAAGGUGGCAAAGUGGAUGACAGCAUCGGGGGAACAAGGCGCUGCUAAUUCGCCAAAGUCGCGACUUUGGUCCCGGCCUUCCGCUAGCUCAAAAUCGUAAGGUAUCAAAGUCCAGUAUGACAUGGGGGGAAGCGUGUGUUAAUCAUGGGGUUUGCAACUGUUGUGUCCGGGUGAAACCCGGUCCCGGGCACACAUAGCCCAAAAUCGUGAGGGGGGUAAAUGGGGUAUCUCCAUCGGGGAAAGGCGUUGCUAAUCGCCAAAUUUGCGUUUUUUGUCCCGGCCGCGGGUGGUCCAAAAGUCGUAAGGUGGCAAAGUGGAUGACAGCAUCGGGGGAAGGCGUUGCUAAUCGCCAAAUUCGCGACUUUGGUCCUGGCCUAGUGAUGGCUCAAAAUCGUAAGGUAUCAAAGUGCAGCAUGCCAUGGGGGGAAGCGGUUCUUAAUCAUGAAGUUUGCAACUUCUGUGGCCGGGUGACGACACCCGGGCACACAUAGCCCAAAAUCGUGAGGGGGGUAAAUGGGGUAUACCCAUCGGGAAAAGGCGUUGCUAAUCGCCAAAUUUGCGUUUUUUGUCCCGGCCGCGGGAGGUCCAAAAAUCGUAAGGUGGCAAAGUGGAUGACAGCAUCGGGGGAAAGCGCUGCUGAUCGCCAAAUUCGCGAUUUUGGUCCUGGCCUACUGAUGGCUCAAAGUCGUAAGGUGUCAAAGUAGAGUACAACUUCGAGGAAGAGCAGAAAUUGGCAAUGUCUGGCCACCCGGGGGUCGUACACACCUGCGCCGAGUCGGCCGCCGCCUUCGCCAAGGACUGGCAAAGUGGGGGCCACCGCAGGCGGCCGGGCUAUUUGUAGUAUUCUGGGUUCUUGCACCGCUUGCGCUUGUCCAUUCGCACCCUCGCUUCGGAAAGACUGGUGGUCGAAAACCGCCGGGUGGCAAAGCGGCUGACGCCAGGACGCAAAAAUCUCGCUGAUCAUUUAUAUUUCGGCGCAUUUAUUUCAAUUUCUGCGAAUAAGGCUUCAUCCUCCUGUCCUGCUCUUGACAAGUACUUAGAAGCAGUGUAGAUACCUCCACAAUCCACUACCUCUGAUCGGUUCAGGUAUGGCCGGCCUGUGUGUGCAGCAGCGCACCAGCCUCCACUGCGGGAACAUUAAGGAGGACCCGCGCUAUCGACCAGAUCUGAUCGACCUCAACGUCGGCGAGCUGAAGGACGAUUCUGACAAGCACGGCACCACCGUGGCGCUGCACAGCUGGCCCCUGUACCGAGGGAGACUGCUCUCUGCGGUGGUGCAGUGGAGCUGCGAGCAGAGGUCACGGGUCGACUUCGGGGACGAUGGCAGCUUCAACGAUCAGUCCAACCGACACGCAGACUUACUGCACAAAAUGCUCAUCUUGAUACAGGUACUCUUCUAGAACUUCUAGAUGUUUCAUCACGCUUAGUUUAAGUAUUCAGGAUUCGCAUUCGAAAUAAGAAUAACCGUCACCGCCCGGGUGUGUAGCGGAUAGCGUAGAGCAUCACAACCAAGUAUUUUCUCAUUCGCUCGAAAUAAAAUUCAAUUAUCAGGUCUACCUCGAGCUGUGGUAUCCGACCCUCGAGCGUUUGCAGAGUGGCAUCCAGAAACGGGCAAAGCGAGGCUUAAAGUUAGCCAAGAUCAUGAAUAUUGCGAAGGGCACGCAGGCGAAGAACAAUUCCCUCCUGGCUGCGCUGGGAAACAAGAAGAAAACGGCGUCGUUUGUCAAGGAGUGAAUGUGAAAGAAAGUGCUGGUGCUAGUGGGCGCAAGCUUGACAACGUCAACGUGACAGGAAUGGCGCCGCUGUGCAUCAUCCAGCUUCACAAAUUUCAUACUCCUUUUUCUUUCUAUAUCAACUUUAUCAACAGUAAUGCAAAACUCUAUCUUUACGUAAUUGCAACUUUAUCAAAUGAAAUUAACAAAGCUUAAGGUCGGCGGUCGAUCUGAUCGAUGAGAUGACGAAGAGCUAUCAGGAACCAGAAGUGAUAUCCCAAAAUGUAACUCAAUGAGCCUGUAAAAAGAACUGAACACAACUGUACAAAAAGCUACUUAAACCUUUUCAUGCCCUACGUCCUCAGAAUGCAAGUCCUACAGUCCGCAAGGGUAAAGCUUUACACCCGCCGCGUGAUACGAAAAACCUGAGUAAUAGGUACACUGAGCUGUAUUCAGAUUACCGCGAAGGCAAAAAUGAAAAUCUUUUUCCUUUCAAAUGCAACCCUCAUUUGCAAAAAUCCUGUUUGAUGCAGAACCAGUGAUGGCUGGUGCUCGCGAAAGUAGUAAGUUACUUGCGGUUCAUCGACGGUGCCCGCGGCUCUGAUGAGUGUCUUUACAGAAAUGAACCGUCAAGUACAGCAAGCCCAUCAAGAGUGCUCUGAGAUAAAGAUGGCUUGCUGAGAAAGCUCUACAAAAAAAGCUUCACCUUAUGCAGCAACCUGGAUGAAAAGGAAGAAAUUAA